AAGCGUAUGGACGAUGUCCAAUAGCCCUCCAAAAAUAGCAACUGGAUCGAUGCAAAAAGUGUUUGACCUUUGGCACGGUCGAUUUUGCCACACAGAAAACGAUUGCAAAGUUGAUCUUUAGCUGGAGGAAUGAGGCAGUGAGUUUGUGUCUGUCCUGAGUUUUUCGUGCGCGCGCUCCACUUACUCAGUCCCUACACGCAUUUAAAGUCACACUGCCGCACGCGCGAGCCACCUGCGAGACACUAGGACACGGACGCUGCUCGCGUGAUCUUUACUCUUUCAUUCAGUAUUGUGACUGUGAGGACAGACUGCUGUGGCUGUGAGUGAUGGCGGCGUUGACCGGAGGAGAAAUGUGCGUCAAGUAUCUGAUGUUCGUCUUCAAUUUCAUAUUCUGGCUUGCAGGUACAGGUGUCUUGGCUAUUGGACUUUGGUUGAGGUUUGAUGCCAAAACUAAAAGCUUGUUUGAAGGAGAGAACUCGCCAUAUGUCUUCUACACAGGUGUGUACAUCCUCAUUGCGGCCGGUGCGCUGAUGAUGGUUGUGGGUUUUUUUGGAUGUUGUGGUGCCAUCCAGGAAUCCCCUUGCAUGCUGGGAUUGUUCUUCUUCUUUCUUUUGGUCAUAUUUGCGGUCGAGGUGGCUGCUGGAAUUUGGGGCUUUUCCAACCAGACCAAGGUUACUGAGGAUAUAACGGAUUUCUACAAGGAAACAUACAAAAAUUAUCAAGACACCAAAGAGAACACUCUGAAAGACACACUCAGUCUCAUCCAGCAUGGACUGAACUGCUGUGGACCGUCAGAAAACUUCCCGGAGGAUUUUAAAGAGACCUGCCCCAGAAAAGAGAUUCUUGAGGAUCUCAUUACAAAGAACUGCCCUGAUGCCAUUGAUGAAGUUUUCAACUCCAAACUUCAUAUUAUUGGAGGAGUUGGAAUCGGCAUUGGAGUGAUCAUGAUCUUCGGCAUGAUCUUUAGCAUGAUGUUGUGCUGCGCCAUCCGGAAAACCCGGGAGAUCGUGUGAGGGGCCUCGUUGCCUGGGAAACUGCCAGUGUAUUUGUGUUGCAUGAUGUCUGUCACAAAACACUGUCUUGAACAUGACCUCAUCAGCUAAGAGCCAGUUAGAUCACAGCGUCAGGCACACAAUCUGUACAUGUCUCUGAUUGACUGGAAUUCACUCUUUUUCUUAGUGCAGCUGUAUCACUGGUUCACUCACGAGUAAUGAGAAGAAAGGGUUGGUUUAGCAUUCCAAGCCCAUAUAAAAAGGCCUUUAUUAAGUCUGACUUUUUAUAUUUUUUUAUCGUUCAUAAUAGAUUUUAAAGAUUAACCAUUGUUUGCUUUAUUGUACUUGCAGUAAUGCUUGAUAUGAGUUGUUAUGAAUUUUUCUAAUGUUAUGUUUUUGAUUUGUGAAUAGGGUCGAUUGAUUUACCCACAUCGGUGCAUAUGGCUCAAAUAAAAGCCAAAUUAAUCAUGAA
Molecule: messenger RNA, 1464 nt
Organism: Pimephales promelas (fathead minnow)
Lineage: Eukaryota; Metazoa; Chordata; Actinopteri; Cypriniformes; Leuciscidae
Gene: cd9a
Product: CD9 molecule a
Cellular component (GO): plasma membrane
Source: RefSeq, a predicted model, not a curated record